AUGCCCGCUGUUAAUUUUUUAGGUAGUUACGGUCCAGUGGUGAAAGUUUGCGGCUUGCAAAGCGCAGAGGCCGCCCAAUGUGCUUUGGAUUCGAACGCUGACUUGCUAGGUAUAAUAUGUGUGCCCAAUAGGAAAAGAACAGUUGACCCAGUCGUAGCCAAGAAAAUUUCGCAUCUGGUAAAAGCAUAUAGGAACAGCUCGGGUACUCCGAAAUAUUUGGUUGGUGUUUUUCGUAAUCAGUCCAAGGAGGACGUUUUGACUAUAGCAAAUGACUAUGGCAUUGAUAUUGUUCAACUGCAUGGUGAUGAGCCGUGGCAAGAAUACCAGGCAUUUCUCGGCUUGCCAGUUAUUAAAAGACUUGUGUUUCCAAAAGAUUGUGACAUAUUACUCAGUGCACCCCUAGAAAAAUCACAUCUGUUCACUCCUUUAUUUGAUUCGGAGGCAGGUGGAACAGGUGAACUUUUAGAUUGGAGUUCUAUCUCUGAUUGGGUUACAAAGCAAGAAAACCCAGAAAAUUUGCAGUUCAUGUUGGCUGGUGGACUGACACCUGAAAAUGUUUGCGACGCGCUUCGACUAAAUGGUGUUGUUGGUGUUGAUGUAAGCGGGGGUGUAGAGACAAAUGGCAUAAAAGAUACCGAUAAAAUUGCAAACUUCGUUAGUAAUGCAAAAAAGUAA
Molecule: messenger RNA, 675 nt
Organism: Saccharomyces mikatae IFO 1815
Lineage: Eukaryota; Fungi; Ascomycota; Saccharomycetes; Saccharomycetales; Saccharomycetaceae
Gene: TRP1
Product: phosphoribosylanthranilate isomerase TRP1
Exons: 1
Coding region: 1-675 (224 amino acids)
Biological process (GO): L-tryptophan biosynthetic process
Molecular function (GO): phosphoribosylanthranilate isomerase activity
Source: RefSeq, a predicted model, not a curated record